This is a messenger RNA of Ipomoea nil (Japanese morning glory), 1857 nucleotides long. Its product is annotated as polyamine oxidase 1-like. Gene Ontology annotation, biological process: polyamine catabolic process. The record is from RefSeq and is a predicted model, not a curated record. The transcript is spliced from 10 exons. Lineage: Eukaryota; Viridiplantae; Streptophyta; Magnoliopsida; Solanales; Convolvulaceae. The coding region runs from base 115 to 1608 and encodes 497 amino acids. Gene Ontology annotation, molecular function: polyamine oxidase activity.
CAUCUCUCUCUCUCUCUCUCUCUCUCUCUCUCUACAUUGCACACAAUCAUCAUUCAUAUAUAUAUAUACAGAGUAUAUAUACAUAUAUAUCUAUCUGUAUUCUCUCUCGGUUUAAUGGAAAAUUCUACUCGGUGUUCUGUUAUCAUCGUCGGAGCCGGAAUCUCAGGGAUUGCGGCUGCGAAGGUGUUGGCGGAGAAUGGGAUGGACGACGUGGUGAUACUGGAGGCGGCGGAUAGGAUUGGGGGGAGGAUAAGGAAGGAGGAAUUCGGCGGAGUGAACGUGGAGCUCGGUGCCGGUUGGAUCGCCGGCGUCGGCGGCCAGCAAUCUAACCCCAUAUGGGACCUCGCUACUCAAUCCGACCUUCGCACCUGCUUCUCCGACUAUAGUUACGCUCCCUACAAUAUCUACGACCAAAGUGGGAAGAAAUAUCCAAUUGCUAUCGCAACUGAUUCAUACCAGAAGGCUGUAGACUCGGCGAUUCAGAAACUGAACCAUUGCAUCACAGCUGAUGCUUCCGUUCUGCCUGAAACGAUGCAUACUCCUAAAACACCAAUAGAGCUAGCAAUUGACUUCAUUCUUCACGAUUUUGAAAUGGCAGAGGUGGAACCCAUAUCAACCUACGUAGAUUAUGGCGAGAAAGAAUUUCUGGUUGCUGAUGAAAGAGGUUACGAACAUUUGCUUUACAAAAUGGCGGAAACUUUUCUGUUUACCUCAGAGGGUAAAAUUGUGGACGGUCGUCUCAAACUUAACACGGUUGUUCGGGAAGUGAGGCACUCGAGAAAUGGCGUUUCAGUUACCACAGAGGACGGCCAAGUUUUCCAAGGCAAUUACAUAAUAUUAUCUGCUAGCAUUGGCGUUCUGCAAAGUGAUCUCAUUUCCUUCCAACCACCCUUACCAAGAUGGAAGACAGAAGCCAUUGAAAAUUGUGACAUUAUUACUUACACAAAGAUAUUUCUCAAGUUCCCCAAAAAAUUCUGGCCUUGUGGCCCUGAAAACGAGUUCUUCAUUUAUGCCCAUGAACAAAGAGGAUACUAUACGUUCUGGCAGCACAUGGAAAAUGCAUACCCUGAGUCCAAUAUUCUGGUGGUCACUCUCACGAAUGAGGAGUCUAAACGCGUGGAAGCUCAAUCAGAUGAAGACACGCUAAAAGAAGCCAUGGAAGUGCUGAGAAAGAUUUUUGGGGCGGACAUUCCUGACGCCACACACAUCCUUGUGCCACGCUGGUGGAAUAAUCCCUUCCAGCGUGGCAGCUAUAGCAAUUACCCCGUCUACGGAAAUGCCCGACUCGCACAUGAUCUCAAGGCACCAGUCGGGCGGAUAUUUUUCACGGGAGAACACACUAGUGAGAAAUUUAAUGGCUAUGUCCAUGGGGGCUAUCUUUCCGGCAUAGACACUUGCAAUGAUCUACUAAAAGAAAUGAGGAAGGAGGAGGAGGAGGAAAGAAAGAGGAAGAGCGUAGGUGUGCUACUAGAGCCGUUGCUGGCACUCACUGGAUCACUGAGACUCAAAAAAGCAGAUGCUUUAUCAGGUCUCAACAAAUGGGAUAUUCCUAGCUGGCUGCUCUUCCUCAGCAGCAAUAAGCUGGGACUUCCAAAGCCCAUCUUAUGAUGACUUCCAUUAAAAUGGAACCCUACGUAGUACGUACGUGGAUAACAUGCACUUUGACAACCAUAGCAAUCUAAACCCUACCCUGAAAAUUUUGGCCCAAAGAAUACUACACAAGAGAAGGGUACCUGCAUUUUUCGUUCGAUAGAAAUGUUGAUUAUUGAUUCAUGCUCUUUUCCUUUUAAUUAUCCGGAGUGUACAAUGUACAAUAAUCCAAUUCUAGUGCCUUAUCCUGCUCCUUGGUUCAUACUA